Molecule: messenger RNA, 594 nt
Organism: Wickerhamiella sorbophila
Lineage: Eukaryota; Fungi; Ascomycota; Dipodascomycetes; Dipodascales; Trichomonascaceae
Exons: 1
Coding region: 1-594 (197 amino acids)
Source: RefSeq, a predicted model, not a curated record
AUGCCUUUCACACUGCUGACCGCAAAAGUUAUCGGCACCGCCACAGUUGGACUGUGGGCGGGUUACAAUUUGGCUUUAGCCGAGGCCAUUCACCCUGUUAUUCCCACGAGCUUGACUUGCUGCAGUCGUAACAAGUGCAACCGCACUGUUACUCCCUUUGCAGUUGCGACAGCCCGCAAGAUGCUUGUUCAAGCCGGUAAAGCUGCUGUCAUGGCCGGCUUUUCUUUUGUUUCCCUCUUGUCUAGUUAUUUGUUGGCUAGCCAGGCUGGUAAACACCCUUAUUUGCUGUAUGUCUCUUUGGGUGCUCCACUGAUUGGUCUUUUGCAGUUCUAUGGCGCGGUUGAUCUUAAGCACCAGAUCGACGGUGACCUUAACACUGUGCCCAAUUCUCCUUCUGCUGAGCCUAGUGAAUUGAGCGAGUCUGCUUUCGAGCAUAUUGACCACCCUGAUUCCAAGAAUCAGCAGGAAGGCGCCUCGCCCCUUAAGCGCAAGUGUGCAAUUUACUCCCAGGUGGUUGCCUACUUGAGCACCACUUUGUUUGUGAUCAAUCUCAUUGGUCUUGCAGGUGAAUCCUCUGCUAACUUAUUUAGAUAA